AUGUGCUUAAGUGAAGAUGAGCACAUAAAUCAUGAUAAAACGCAACCGCGAGAAGUGAAUUAUAAAAAAUUCAUUGGUGAAAGACAAUAUAUGAUACCGUUUAAAAGUCGAAUUAGUCAGCCAUUUCAAGAAGGACAGACCAUUCAUGCAGUUGGUAUGAUAAAACCCGAUGCUAAGAGAAUUGAUAUUAAUUUCCACAAAGGUGCAGGUAAAGAUGUUGACCUUCCACUACAUCUCAGUAUUCGAUUUGAUGAAGGAAAAAUGGUCUAUAAUUCAUAUGUGAACGGCAUUUGGGGUAGCAAUGAGCAACGAUUAAAAAAUCUUUUCAAGCCAAAUACAGAAAUGGAUAUUAGAAUUCGUAUUAUCAAUAAUAAAUAUCAGGCAUGCAUUUGCAUUUCAAGCAAUUCAAAUGAGAUAUUUGCAAAUCGUGUGGAAGUGGGUACAUUCGAACAACGAAUACCGCUAGAUGGAGUGGAUCAUGUAUCGAUUAGUGGUGAUUUGGUCAAUCUUCGAUUAUUCCAUUACGGUGGUCGAGUGUUCCCGAUACCAUAUACAGCGGUCGCUGAAGUUAUCCCAGGAAGACGAUUGGACAUUUCUUUAUUCCCAACUGGCAAACGAUUUAAUAUCAAUUUAUACAACAGUAAUCGACAGUAUGCAUUGCAAACAUCAGUUCGAUUCAACGAGGGUACUGUAGUACGGAAUGCAAUGGAGAAUAAUGCUUGGGGACGAGAGGAACGAGAGGGUGCGCUACCGAUCGUCAAAGGAGAAAU
Messenger RNA from Acanthocheilonema viteae, 770 nucleotides. Lineage: Eukaryota; Metazoa; Nematoda; Chromadorea; Rhabditida; Onchocercidae. The record is from the annotation of a GenBank genome assembly.